CUAGCACGCGGAGGGGGUAGGUGUUCUGUGGUAGGGCCUCUCCUUGGUUUCCUUCCUCCGUGACUUCAGAGGUGGCAGGGCAUUGGCAGGGAUCGCGCGGAAUCGAACGUCGAAUUCCUCCGUGGUCGAAUACCUCCCGAAAGGUGCAAUGUAUACAAAGCUCAACCUGACAAAUUGUACGGCGUCGAGCGGCUCGAGCUCUGACGGCAGUUCGACGCGAACGACGACGGCGGACGAACCGGAGGCAUAUUUUGCUUGGAUUGAAUACGUGCAGUCUGUAGCAGAAUUAGCAGAUAUGAAGGAAAAGGUAGGAAGCGCCGUGGACAUAACAAAGACUUGUAAGCACAAGUACAUCUUCGAGAUAGCUAAGGCUUUGAAGGAGAAGAAGCGCCUGAAAGCUGAAAUUGCCUUCUCUAAGGUAGUUGCGACAAACAACGACAACCUGGCGACACUGAGAACACAUGGUGACAUUGGCAACCUGAAGGAAGAUUUUGCUAAACAGAACAGGAAGCACUUGGUUGCUGGUGUUGUGGUCAUGAGAGAUGCCAAGCCUACCACUAGAGAGAUGCUGCGCUCAAGUCUGUUGGCGAUGGCUGAGAAUGGUAGAAUGCUAAAGUGCCUGGCUCUUGCUGAUGCGUCGGAGGUGCACAGGAAAUUUGCUAAAGGGACCAUGGUCACUGGACAGGAGCUGUCCAGGUAACGCAGGUGGCAAGUGCUAUGGACGAAGGCGGGCUUUUCUGGUAGAAACACGGCUGCUUGCGUGCAUCGCGAUGCGGCGGACGCAAGCACCAUCUGAAGGUAUUGCAAGGAACCGGGCUCCGUGGCCUCCAAGAUGUGCUAGCGGGUGCAAAUGGCAGAUGCUGUGGCUGGUCUAUGAAUGGUAGAAACGCUGCAAAAGGGAUGUGUUUGAGUUUUCAAGUAACAGAAUUAUGUUUUCUCCUAUAUUCAAAUUACAAUCUGACACUAAUGUCUGUAGGUUGUAAGUCAUACGUUACAAUUUUUCUACAUAUUUUAGCUUGAGAAAUUCAAUUAGUUCAAUAACUUCCUUGCACCACAUGGAGGGCCUGGGUAUGCAUGGCUUGAAAUUCUUUUUGCUGAAAUGUCUGAUGCUGGAUGCCGGACGCCAACGCCAGAUUUUCUGCGACACGGGACCCUUAAUGCUGUUGCAUUAAAGUCCCAGGCAUCCUCACCCAACUGCUAUGAACACACCCUAGUACAUAUGAUGUCUCUGAGAGCAGUGUAUAAUACCAUUCAAAAAGCACCAGUUGUGGCUAAGAUAGUACUUUUGAUUGAAAUGGACUCGGCUUGGUGCUUUGAAUAAAAAAGAAUGCAAAGGUGGGGACUACAUUGACAAUAUGUUUGCAACAUGGCAGGACAUGAAUAAAAAAGAAAAACGAAGACUGGUUUGUCCCUGUUAUAUUUGUGUUGUGUCUAUUCUGGAGGCUAGACUAUGCAGAAUAGUAAAGUAUCUGACCUAUCACUAACUGAAGUUGACAUUGCUCUUAGAAGCCUCCUGGG
This is a messenger RNA of Dermacentor albipictus, 1518 nucleotides long. RefSeq lists its product as uncharacterized. Lineage: Eukaryota; Metazoa; Arthropoda; Arachnida; Ixodida; Ixodidae. The record is from RefSeq and is a predicted model, not a curated record.